Molecule: messenger RNA, 4814 nt
Organism: Zootoca vivipara (common lizard)
Lineage: Eukaryota; Metazoa; Chordata; Lepidosauria; Squamata; Lacertidae
Product: transmembrane protein 132C
Source: RefSeq, a predicted model, not a curated record
GUCUGUGUGAUGGAGAUUUCUCUCUCGUAAAGUCUCUCCCAGGAUUUGCGCUCGCCGGAGGCUUUUGCAGCGAAGCAGAGCGGCCAGCUGGACGGAGAGGAGCAAUUGCCACCAGAGAUUCCGGCGGGGAGAACCGAAAGCGGUGGGAAAGGUCGUUUCCAGACGCCCCUGGAGUUGCUUCCAAACACAAGAGAGAGGGAGGAAGACGCCGCGGAGAAACAGCGAAAGAUUCCGCCCUCCCCGCGCCCACGACCGUCUCUUUCUUCUUCUGUCCAACUUUUGCGCAGCGCGGGGCUCGAACCUGCGGCUCCGCGGACUGGGAAAAGUUUGCAGAGCGACCCGAGGGUGCUCCGCGUCUUCCCCCGGCCUCCCCAACCCCCCUCGAUGUUCCUUUGACUCGUGUCGCGCACCUGCACCUUAUCCGGUAGAACAGAAGUGUCUCUGGAUGCCUAGGUGUUGUGGAGAUUUUGGGGGGCUGGGAGGGGGCUCCUCCUUCCACCCCCAUUCAGGAAGAACCUAAUCAUGGCGAAGAGGUGAUCAGCCAGGAACUUCCAUCCGGCCCCGAGGAAAUGCAAAGGUGGAAAUAUUUCAGAAGAGCAGCUUUUUGACUUCUAAGGAAAAGCUGCAGCAAAUCCCCGCUAUACAGCUCCCGGUUCCUCACUUCUUUCCCGGGAGUUCUUCAACAUGGGUGCUCUGCCGAUUGCCCCUGUGGCCUUCAGCUUGACUCUGGGUGCUCUGCUGUGCCGAGUGACCAUUGGCCGUGGGGCCUCGGACAAUGUUCAGAAGUUUUCCUCUCUGCCAACAUAUCUACCUGUAAGAUAUCAGAUCUCCAGCACCGAGAGUUCGUUUUUCCUCAAAGAAACUAACCAGGAAUUCAUGCGGAACUCCAGUUUGCAAUCUCGGAUGGAGACCUUCUUCACUUACAAAGCCAAGAAGACCCCCGUGAUCAAUACUAGUUAUGGGCCCUUCUCUGUGGAACAGGCUGUGCCCCAGGACCUGCUGCCGACCUCUAGCUUUUUUGGAUCCCCCAACAAAUUUACGUUCAAUUGGAAGCUGAAAGCGUACAUCAUGAGUGAGAAGGUCUAUUUGACCAGGCCCAAAGUCCAAGUUCUUUUUUACAUUGUGGGAAGAGAUUGGGAUGACUACAGCAUGACGGAGCAGCUGCCUUGCAUGCGAGUCUUUGCCUUUCGGGAAACGCGGGAGGUUCGGGGCAGCUGCAGGUUGAAGGGUCACCUGGGCUUGUGUGUGGCUGACCUGGAACUUCAGCCCACCUGGUUUAGCCCAGCGACGGUUGUCACCGGCCGCAAAAAAGCACCCAAUCAGUCUGAAGGGAGCUCAGUGGAGCUUUACUACACCAUUCAGCCUGCAGAUGAGAAAGCAGAGUGUACUUCGGAAGACCUUCGGAAGGGGAACGCCAUCCGCCCAGGGAAGGAAGGGUCAGGGGAAACCAUGUCCCACUUGCAGCGAAUUGGUUCCGUCACUCUCUACAGGACCCCGGAGAGCUCUCAGCUGACAGAGCUGUGGCUGGACAGCAAUGUCGUCAUUUGGUUGCCAGCGAAACCCAUCAGACAAGGAGAGGUUGUGAGCGCUUUGGUGACGGUCACCAACAACAUCACCGUGGACCAAUUCAUCCUGAGGGCAAAGGUAAAGAAAGGAGUAAAUAUCCUGAGUGCAAAGGCAAGUGACCCACGGCAGUGGGACGUGACGCAGAACGUAGGAAAUGGUGGGAAACACUCGACUACAACAGUGAUGUGUCAGAGAAUAAUGCAGAGUCCAAGGAGCAGAAAUAAUAACAAUAUGUUCAGCGAGGUGGUGCGGCUGAACUUUGAAAUAGCCAGCUUCAGCAGUCUUUCCGGAACACAGCCUAUCACCUGGCAGGUGGAAUAUCCUCGAAAGGGGACAACAGACCCAGCCCUCUCUGAAAUCUUCAUUUGCCAGAAGGAUCUUGUCGGGAUUGUUCCAUUGGCGAUGGACACAGAGAUCCUGAACACUGCGAUCCUCACAGGGAAGACAGUUGCGGUCCCCAUCAAAGUGGUGUCGAUUGAAGAGAACAGUGCUGUGACGGACAUCUCCGAAUCCGUGGAAUGCAAAUCCUCUGCUGAAGAUGUUGUCAAAGUUUCUGACAGGUGUGACUAUGUUUAUGUCAACGGCAAGGAAAUGAAAGGCAAGGUGAAUGCAGUGGUGAACUUCACCUACCAGUACCUGAGUGCUCCUCUGCAGGUGACUGUAUGGGUGCCACGCCUGCCUCUUCAGAUCGAUGUUUCGGAUACUGAGCUGAGUCAAAUAAAAGGCUGGAGAGUUCCCAUCAUUUCGAACAAGAGACCUACAAGGGAGAGUGAUGAUGAGGAUGAAGAUGAGCGGAAAGGACGAGGCUGCACCCUCCAGUACCAGCACGCCAUGGUGCGGGUUCUCACCCAGUUUGUAGCUGAGGACACCAGCCCGUGGGGACAGCUCACCUAUUUGCUAGGAUCUGAUUGGCAGUUUGACAUUACGGAUUUGGUGACGGACUUCAUGAAGCUAGAGAAGCCCCACGUGGCCCAGCUACAGGGGGGCAAGGUCUUGGCGGGACAGGAAGUCGGCAUGACAAUGGUCCAGGUAUUGUCUCCGCUGUCUGAUUCCAUCUUGGCAGAGAAAACUGUGACGGUGUUGGAUGAGAAGGUGACCAUCACGGAUAUGGGGGUCCAGCUGGUAGCUGGAUUGUCGCUCUUCCUUCAGCCCAGUGCAGUGAGUAACCGAGCUGUUGUGGCUGCCACUGUGGCCCAGGAACUGCUCCAUACACCCAAACAGGAAGCAGUGGUCAGCUCUUGGAUCCAGUUCAGCGAUGGCUCAGUGACCCCACUGGACAUUUACGACCCCAAAGACUUUUCCCUCUCGGCUUCCUCUCUCGAUGAAUCGGUCAUUUCAGCCCACCAGAGCUCUGCUAUGAAAUGGCCAGUGGUUGCGGCAGAAGGCGAUGGGCAAGGCACAUUGGUCAAAGUGGACAUGAUGAUCUCUGAAACCUGCCAGAAGUCCAAGAGGAAGAGUGUUCUCGCUGUAGGCAAUGGUAGCAUCAAGGUCAAGUUUGGUCAGAAUGAUGGCAACUCCCAGGGGGCCGGCGAUUACGAUGCCGAUGAGAUCGAGAACCAUGCGAGCGACCGAAGGCAGAAGGUGUUGGACCAAGAGCGGUAUGGGCAAGACGGGCGGUACCAUGGAAGCCCUUCUGCCGAACGAGAGGACGUUUCCGUAAGGAAAGCUGGCACCACUGCCAAGUCUACGAUCAAAAGCAAAGUCUUUAAGAACAGCCUGGAUGGAGAAAAGCUCUCGGAUGACGGGCAGCUGCAAAACAUCCCAAUCGACUUCACCAACUUCCCAGCACAAAUUGACCUUCCCAAAAGCAAUGGUGGCACAGAGGACAGUGACCUUGUGCAGGCACCCAGGGGCCUCAGUGACUUGGAGAUUGGGAUGUAUGCUCUGCUGGGAGUCUUCUGCCUUGCCAUCCUUGUCUUCCUGAUAAAUUGUGCCACCUUCACGUUAAAAUACCGGCACAAGCAAGUUCCAAUGGAAGGGCAAGCCUCCAUGAGCCACUCCCAUGACUGGGUGUGGCUUGGGAAUGAAAGUGAGCUCCUAGACAACCGAGUCGACGUCUCCCCCCAGCAGAACGAACGCACAACUAACAUAGACCGAGGGAUAGGCUUUGAGGAGAGCAACCAGCUCCUCAACGGCAGCACACCGAAAAGUAUCCAGAGCCAAAUCCACCGGUCAGCUGACUCAGGGGGCAAGCAAGGGGGAGAGCCGAAGCUCGACCCCCCUUUGCAUUCACCCACCUCCAAGCGGAAGCGGGUGAAGUUCACAACGUUCACCACCAUCCCUCCAGACGAUGGUUGCCCCACCAUCAACUCCAUCCUCAACUGCAAUGAAGAUGACAUUAAAUGGGUUUGCCAUGACAUGGACCUGGGGGAGUCGAAAGAGAUAAGAAACUACAUGGAGAAGCUCAAAGACAAAGCAUAGCUUCAGUUGAUGGUUUUUUUUUAAAAAAAAAAAACGGUUUAGCAACCACACCUUGAUGCCUUCAGUUGAGUUGGGAGGGACUUGCGGAAUAAGAUGGAUCUGUUUGUGUGUGUGUGAACUGUUGGGGGGGGGGAACUGAACAGACUUACACACAACAGAUUUAUAGAUAUAUAGUCAGGGAGAGGUAUUUGCUAAAGAUGUUCAUGAUGGCUUGUUCUUAUUCCCCCUCCCCAGAUGGAAUGUCCAGCCAUUUGGAUAAGCUAACCUCCACCAAGCUGGUCCCCUCUAGACAUUUUGGACUACCGACUCCCCUCACCCCCCCCCCCCGGCCUGCACAGCUGUGCUGAUAGGAUUUGGUAGUCCAAAACAUCUUGAAGCCACCAGCCUGGCAGAACUUGGGACAAGAAGCCCAAAGGAAUUGAACUGACUAGUAUGAUAUACUGGGACAAGAUGAGGUUAUGAUAUGGAUGAUUAGGGUGUCAAAGACAAUUAAACACAAGGUACCAAAAGUAUUCUUUUUUUACAAAAAAAGGAAAAAAAGAUAAUAAAAAGAAAGAAAACUUCUUUAUAUUUCUAAUAAAGCAUCACAAAUAUGAUACUGAGACUUAUGAAGAGACUGUCUGAAGGUAAUAAUCAUACGGUCGCUGCAGCUGCAGACAGGAUGUGAUGCCUGGCAGAGGAGAGGAGAGACAAUAUUAUUUUUCUUUACAGUUCGUUUUUUUAAAAAAAAAGAUUGUGUCACAUGCUGUACGUAGGGUCCCCCUCCCCUUUGUUCCCCACUCAUCUGCCUUUCAUACCUUACUUUUCAUUUUGGAGGGAUGCAGGGG